AUGCCUAUUUCAAAUGGCGAUGCAGCCACCAAUGGCAUACCCCUCCGACGAAAUGUCGAGAAGUUGGACUAUCGAGACGCGCUGAAAGUCCUCGAGGCCGAGUACUCGACCAAGGAUGGACUGGACAUCCAUACUCUGCUUGACUCGAAAGAGAACGGUGCCUUGACAUACAAUGACUUCCUCGUGCUUCCUGGAUACAUUGGUUUCGCUGCUGCUGAAGCAAGCCUUGACUCUCCCGUCACCAAACGCAUUUCUCUGAAGACUCCUCUCCUCUCCUCGCCUAUGGAUACCGUCACCGAAGAAAAUAUGGCCAUUCAUUUGGCUCUUCUUGGCGGUUUGGGUGUCAUCCAUCAUAACUGCUCGGCCGAUGACCAAGCAGAUAUGGUUCGAAAGGUGAAAAGAUAUGAGAACGGCUUUAUCUCAGAGCCAUUGGUUCUCUCGCCUAAGACUACCGUUGGAGAGGCUAAAGAGUUGAAAGAGAAAUGGGGAUUUGGUGGCUUCCCUGUCACAGAAACCGGCAAACUCAAGUCGAAAUUGAUCGGCAUUAUUACUACUCGUGACAUUCAGUUUCAUCCACGCCCUGAUGACCUCGUUACAGAGGUUAUGUCCAAAGACUUAAUCACGGCGCCAGCUGGUACCACUUUGGCUGAAGCUAAUACUGUUCUCCGUGAGUCACGGAAGGGCAAACUCCCUAUUGUUGACAAGGAUGGCAACUUGAUUUCGCUUUUGUCUCGCUCCGAUCUCCUGAAGAAUCUCAACUACCCACUGGCUUCGAAGCUUCCUCACUCCAAGCAAUUGAUUGCCGCCGCCGCGAUCGGUACGAGACCUGAUGACAAGCACAGACUACAGAAGCUCGUAGAUGCUGGUCUUGAUAUUGUCGUCCUUGACAGCAGCCAAGGUAACAGCAUGUAUCAGAUUGACAUGGUCAAGUUCAUCAAGGAGAAAUAUCCCGGACUCGAUGUGAUCGCUGGAAAUGUGGUCACUCGAGACCAAGCGGCCAACUUGAUCGCUGCUGGUGCCGAUGGCCUGAGAAUUGGCAUGGGCAGCGGUAGUGCUUGCAUCACGCAAGAGGUUAUGGCUGUUGGUCGACCCCAAGCUGCCGCAGUUUUUGCAGUUUCGUCUUUCGCAGCUCGCUUCGGAGUACCUUGCAUUGCCGAUGGUGGUAUUCAAAAUGUUGGGCACAUUGUCAAGGGACUUGCUAUGGGUGCUUCCACUGUCAUGAUGGGUGGUCUCCUUGCUGGUACUACCGAAUCACCAGGAAAUUACUUUGUCAGUCGUGAGGGCAAACUCGUCAAGGCAUACCGUGGUAUGGGCAGUAUUGACGCUAUGGAGGACAAGAAAGCUGGCGGUGGAGCGAAGAACUCCAAGGCCAGCAACGCCGGCACAGCAAGAUACUUUUCCGAGGGUGAUCGAUUGCUGGUGGCCCAAGGUGUUUCUGGCUCCGUACUUGACCGCGGCUCUGUCACAAAAUUCGUGCCUUACCUGCUGGCCGGCCUUCAACACUCACUGCAGGAUAUUGGAUCGAAGAGCUUGGUUGAGCUUCGUGAAGAUGUCAUGAGCGGCAAAGUUCGAUUCGAACUUCGCACUGUUAGUGCUCAGGCCGAAGGUAAUGUGCAUGGUCUGGAUAGCUUCGACAAGAAGCUCUACUCUUGA
Exophiala aquamarina CBS 119918 is the source of this 1653-nucleotide messenger RNA. RefSeq names its product inosine-5'-monophosphate dehydrogenase. The coding region runs from base 1 to 1653 and encodes 550 amino acids. Gene Ontology annotation, cellular component: cytoplasm. Gene Ontology annotation, biological process: GTP biosynthetic process. The record is from RefSeq and is a predicted model, not a curated record. NCBI's taxonomy places the organism in Eukaryota, Fungi, Ascomycota, Eurotiomycetes, Chaetothyriales, Herpotrichiellaceae. The transcript has 3 exons. Gene Ontology annotation, molecular function: IMP dehydrogenase activity.